Messenger RNA from Ostrea edulis (European flat oyster), 2898 nucleotides. RefSeq lists its product as uncharacterized. The coding region runs from base 669 to 1559 and encodes 296 amino acids. The transcript has 5 exons. Lineage: Eukaryota; Metazoa; Mollusca; Bivalvia; Ostreida; Ostreidae. The record is from RefSeq and is a predicted model, not a curated record.
AUUUUCGUUUUGUCAACUUUUCACCUCGAAAUAACGACAAGAGGACAAAACGCCAAACGAAACGACAACAAAACAGGUCGCUAAUUUGCGGGUUUUCUUUGUCGUCCUUUCGUGUGUAUUUUGACAUCUAUUCGUUAUUUCGGCACGAAAUGUAUCACGAUCUUGAAUAAUAUAUUUUGUGAUUGUUUAAAACUUAUAUUCAAUUAUACUAAGUAAUAUAGGCUUAAUGUUGUUACAUGAACUUGUGUUAAUGCAUUUGAGAAUCUGUUUUAAGUGAUUAUUCUUGUAUAGGUUCGUAAUUGUAUGUAUCAGUUGGAAGGUCCUGGGGAAGAAUAGUGCGUGCAUUAAUCAAGUCACACUUUUGAAAUAAAGUAUUAUUAAUUUAUUAUUAUCUACUUAUCGUUUUGUCAUCUUUCCCCUCGAAAUAAUGAAAAGACGACAAAAUUUAAAAUGGCACAAAUCAGCCACCAUAGAUAGCAAAUUAUAUAUUCUCGGAUUCUGCUACUUCAAAUCAUUGUCAUAGGAGAUUACAUACAUGCAUACUGUUGAAAUGAACUCAUGGCUGUAAAAAUUGUUGUAUGUUGGAAAAACUUUGAUUUGGACUGUUACCUAAACUACACUUUAUUUUCAUCAAAUAUUGAAUCGUCAUUGAAACUCUUGAAUUGGAUAUGAUCAAUAAAGGAUAUUUAAUUACUCUACAUAUUCUUUCACUCAUAUCUCUGAGCAUCCAAAGGGGAGAUGGUCUCUUUAAGACAUUUCCCGGACUUCGGAUUCGAAGCACUAUUUCUUCCGCGAUUGUACUUUCUGGUGAAACCAUUAGAUGCUGUUUGAUGUGUUUGGACAAUAAUGGUUGUUACGGUGUCAAUGUUCACAAAGACGAUGGGAUUUGUGAAAUAAAUACAUUAGGACCAUAUGGUUAUGGUGGUAUAGCAGACACCAAUCAGUCAUGGACGGCUUACUUCAGAUCAAACGCACUGUCCAGCGAGUUAAUGCUUCGUGCCACGCCAGGGAUCGGAGUCAGCGUAAAAGACACAUGGCUUGGAACAACAACUCUACCAACCGUCCAGGACGCAUGCAUUUCCAUGUCCACUGGAGCCUGUAACACACAUUACCGGAAUCCGAAAGUAGAUUUAUGGAGUUCACUGCCUAUCUCAGAAGUGACCAUAGAACUGUACAGGGGAGGAUCUAAAGUGGCGUUCGUAACAUUUAAUGGGAUAGAUUCUGACCAGAAGAGCUGGUUUUCCCCAUCUCGCGUUCUGAACAGUAGCUGGAGUACAUUGACAUCAUCCACAGUGUACAACCACUUCUCUGUCGACGGACACGUGUUGUGUUCUCGGGCUUUCUUCAUAAACAGAGAUUAUGGAAUCUGUUCAGUAGAUGCUGGCUGGUUAGCUGUGAUGGACCCCGUUAAUACUGUUUGUUGCCCUGGAUCAUGGGAUGAUGUGACAAACCGACCAAUGUUUUUAUACUCUGCAGUAGACAGUGCUGCACUAUAUGUUUCAGGAGACGUUGACUUUGCUGAUGUGCUGGCAGUAUUCGUGAAAUACAAACAUAAAUAAUCAACACAACUGGAACACAAUACAGAAGACUCGACAUAGAGAGAAAUCAUUGUGGAUUCUCAGUCUCAGCAUUGGACCUCAGCAUUCGAUCACACGUACCACCGCUUAAUUGUUUGGAGUUUAAGGCCGUUUUAGCACGAUUUCAGCCAUUUAACGGCGGUUGACGGAAAAAGACCUCAUGUAACAAUAUCUAGAUAACAUUGUGUAUGCUGUAGUCUCGAAUAGCAACUUUCCAGAUAUAUCUUUCUUUUGUCAAUAAAUGUUAAAGCAAUAAAAGCUGCAUUGUAAAAAACCACGCCUAGUGUCUCCGUUUACACUACGUUAAAUGCCUGGACUGUAUGAUAAAAAACAUUCUCGGCUUCGAUCAUGAAUAUUUAUGUUCAUUAGUCAACCAAUCGAUGAGCUUCCAUGAUUUUUUUUUUUUGUUUUUUUUUUGUUUUUUUGUUUUUUGGUGAAAAGAAAAUCACUCGGAGGUCAUUGUGUGCUCCUAGCAGAAUAAUCCCGAGGAUUGCCGAUUGACAAGAAACUCGACACUUUUUAGCUGUUGUAACUAAUGUAUGCUUUUAGUUUACUUCACCGGCGUAAUAAAUUUACCGUAUAAUAUGCGUAACCACACCGCUCUCCUUUAGAUAAUUGUCCGAUCAAAUCUAGUUUUUAAGAUUUCAACACAUCCACUUUACCUCGAAUUUCCUCAUCAAAUUUGAGAAUAAGAUUAAGUUUAUUAACACAGAAUGCGGAUUCCAUUUAAUGAACACUUAUAAACUUUACUUGCUUCUGUGACCAGAGAUCUGCAGUCUUUUUUGUCCGUUAUUACUUGUAAACUAAUACUGCACGUUUUAGUUGUGGACGCAGCCAUAACAAUAUCAGAAAUGAUCUGUAACUUGUUAUUGUAAAGCAAUGUACCAAAUAUCAAAUGGAUCUGUAAUUAUGACGAAAUAAAGUGCGGGGAAACUGAUGUGCCGAACUGACAGACAGGCGGACGAAGUGGAAACCUAAAAUCUCCUUCAGCGAAAUUCGCCGGUAGGAAACUAAAGAUGCACAGUCAUUAUAAAUAUCAUUUUUGUGGACAUGUAUCAUAUAAUUCACACCUUGGAUUAUUUUGUGUUCAACGAGGGAACAGAACAUAAAUCGCAAACUUUUUGAUGAAAGCCAAAUCGAACAAUAGACAGUCUUCAAUGAUUAAAUUUCUACAUCAUGCAUGAAAUAUAUGCUCAUGGUUGCGAGAUAUUGAAAUGUGUCAGAAAUUUACAACUUAGCAGCUGCAUUGAUCUUUGGGAACGGAGUUAGGAAUUUAAAUUGUGAUCACUAUGCGUUUGCAGUGAAAUGAACAUUGUAUUGG